AGAGAAAAAAUGGGAACAGCAGAAGAUCAGAAUGCUAUGUUUGCUAGACUAGCUGGAAGGAGUGUAGAAAAGACUGAUGAUGAUUAUCAAGUAGAUGAUAUGUUUAUAAGUAAAGCAGCUCGGCAACAAUCAGAAUCCAAGUUGGAAGAGAAAGAUCGAUCACGAGCCAUCAUGGAGCAUCAGAAGAUGGCAUCAGCAAUGAGUAAAUGUCAAUUCUGUUUUGAUAAAGUACCAAAACAUCUGAUUAUAGCCAUUGGUCAAAAGUCCUAUCUAUGUCUUCCUCACCAUAAACCAUUAACAGUAGGACAUUGUCUGAUUGUUCCCAUGAUUCACUCCACUUCCUGUACAGCAAUAGAUGAAGAUGUGUGGCAGGAGAUGCAGCUCUUCCGUAAGACGUUAGCCAAACUGUUCAGAGAAAAGGAUGAUGAAGAUACAGUAUUUAUGGAGACAAGCAUGUAUUUAAAGAGACACCCCCAUACUUAUAUUGAGUGUGUACCUCUGGAAAGGGAAGUUGGUGAUUUAGCUCCUAUAUAUUUCAAGAAAGCUAUUCAAGAUACUGAGACAGAAUGGGCACAAAAUAAAAAGCUGGUAGAUUUGAGUAAAAAGGAUAUUAGACAUUCAGUACCCAAAGGUUUUCCAUACUUUGCUGUUGAUUUUGGACUUCAAGGGGGUUUUGCUCAUGUGAUCGAAGAUGAACACAGGUUCCCUACUUAUUUUGGACAGGAAAUUGUUGGAGGAAUGAUUGAUGCUAGUCAUAGACUGUGGAAAAAUCCUCCUAAAGAAAGUUUUGAUGAACAAAGAAUCCGAGUUUUAGAAUUUUCAGAUUGGUGGAAACCUCAUGAUUGGACCCAAAAUAUUGGCUGAAAUCAUGUGAGAUCCAGGGUGAACAUAUGACCAUGAUUUUUUAGACAAUGAACAUUGCAGGAAGUGAUCUAAGACAGUGAACUUUCAGCACAGGUUGUUAAAUCUUAAAGCUGUGUUUCAGGAACGUUAUGGCAGCAUAUUUUGAAAAGUUUGGACUUGCAAAAAACGAUAAUUUUGAGAGCCAUAUUUCCAAAAAUCUUUGAAAAGACCCUGCUAAAUUUUAUUUUAUAAGACACAUAAUUAUACACAAAUGAGCUCUCAUAGAGAAGCCGGGAGGAGUACAAGAGGUAAACCAAUUCCGUAGCGAACUAGAGGUCAGCUUCUGUGGAGAUUUCUAGAAAAGAUUGAUGGGUGUCUUCUUUUUGAAAAUCUCUAGAAAGGUUAGCUGUCCUGGGGUGUAUAUCCAAAUACAUCUGAAUUGCAUGAGGAAAGCUCUUGUCAACUAAACCAGAGAUAAGGGCCCUUGUAACAACACUGUUUUAGUUCCUCUAGACCAACAUGAUUCCCGUUCCACCAUCACUAUCUACAGACAAUCAAAUGAAUAACUAAAUAAAGCCUGUCUUGUAAUUUGUAAUAUGUCUGAUUAAAUUUGAAUACUCGUU
This is a messenger RNA of Lottia gigantea (owl limpet), 1466 nucleotides long. RefSeq lists its product as hypothetical. The record is from RefSeq and is a predicted model, not a curated record. NCBI's taxonomy places the organism in Eukaryota, Metazoa, Mollusca, Gastropoda, Lottiidae. Gene Ontology annotation, cellular component: post-mRNA release spliceosomal complex. Gene Ontology annotation, biological process: mRNA splicing, via spliceosome. The coding region runs from base 10 to 864 and encodes 284 amino acids. The transcript is spliced from 8 exons.